Gracilinanus agilis (Agile Gracile Mouse Opossum) is the source of this 1215-nucleotide messenger RNA. RefSeq names its product ring finger protein, transmembrane 2 (gene RNFT2). The record is from RefSeq and is a predicted model, not a curated record. Lineage: Eukaryota; Metazoa; Chordata; Mammalia; Didelphimorphia; Didelphidae. Bases 1 to 1215 code for a protein of 404 amino acids. Gene Ontology annotation, molecular function: ubiquitin protein ligase activity. Gene Ontology annotation, biological process: positive regulation of ERAD pathway. The transcript has 9 exons.
AUGUUUUGGUUUCAGGUGUUAAGAAAGAUGCAGAGACGGCACAGUAGCAACACGGACAGCGCCCCCCCUGAAAGAAACCGAAACCAGACCCUCAGCUCUGAGACCAGCGUGGACGAAAGCGGUGUCUUUGAAGGUUUGAAGCUCGAAGAUUCCUCCCCUCCACCCAUCUUCUCUGGCUUAGCCGGUCUCCAACCAGGCACCCUCACGGCCACCCCAUUCCAAUCAGGCUUGGUCCUGGGCUCGGCCCCCGGGGGUGGGGAGGUAUUUAUCCAGAUGCCAGCCCCCCGAGAGGAAGGGGCCAGCCGGGGCGAGAGUGGGCCCUUCCAUCACCGCCCAGCCUCCCACCACUUCCACCACGGCCACCACCGGGGGAGCUCCCUGUUACACGUGGGCGGCGAUCGGCAUGGGCACGGAGAAGAAGGUGGUGAUGAUCAGCCGGGGACGCCGGCACCAGCCCUCUCUGAGCUCAAGGCGGUGAUCUGCUGGCUGCAGAAGGGGCUCCCGUUCAUCCUGAUCCUCUUGGCUAAACUGUGCUUUCAGCAUAAGCUAGGCAUUGCCGUGUGCAUUGGAAUGGCCAGCACAUUCGCCUAUGCCAACUCCACCCUCCGAGAGCAAGUGUCUCUGAAGGAAAAGAGAUCAGUCCUGGUCAUCUUCUGGAUAUUGGCCUUCCUGGUGGGGAACACCCUGUAUGUACUCUAUACAUUUAGCUCCCAACAGCUGUACAACAGCUGCUGCUGCUUCCACCAGCUAGUCUUCACCCCAGGCAAGUUCUAUCUGGUGAUUGAGGAGCUGAGCCAGCUGUUCCGGUCACUCGUUCCCAUCCAGCUGUGGUACAAAUACAUCAUGGGAGAUGAUCCCUCCAAUAGCUAUUUCCUAGGAGGGAUCCUUAUUAUCCUGUACAGCCUUUGCAAGUCAUUUGACAUCUGUGGCCGGUUGGGUGGCGUAAGGAAGGCCCUGAAACUUUUCUGCACCCCUCAGAACUACGGAGUCCGGGCCACGAGCCAGCAAUGUGCCGAGGCUGGGGAGAUCUGUGCCAUUUGCCAAGCUGAGUUCCGGGAGCCUUUGGUACUGAUGUGCCAGCAUGUCUUCUGUGAGGAGUGUCUCUGCCUUUGGUUCGACCGGGAGAGGACGUGCCCUCUCUGCCGUUCGGUUGCCGUGGAAACCCUGAGAUGCUGGAAGGAUGGCACCACUUCUGCCCAUUUCCAAGUGUAUUAG